Messenger RNA from Leucoraja erinaceus (little skate), 1508 nucleotides. RefSeq lists its product as uncharacterized. Bases 1 to 1185 code for a protein of 394 amino acids. The transcript has 5 exons. Gene Ontology annotation, molecular function: DNA binding. NCBI's taxonomy places the organism in Eukaryota, Metazoa, Chordata, Chondrichthyes, Rajiformes, Rajidae. The record is from RefSeq and is a predicted model, not a curated record.
AUGCUACUUCGUCAAUGGACUCAUGUCACCUCCCUGUCUUUGGCCAAGGUCACCAUGAAGGUAGUCAUGCCCAUGGCACUGGUAUCAGCACAACGAGUGCAGACAUUGCAGAAGCUGCGGCUAGACAGAAUGGAAGUGGCUGCAGAUGCCAUUACGUUUUACAUUUAUGAACUAGUCAAGCAGAGCAGACCAGGGGUGACAGUGUUUAAGAUCAUAUUUACGGCAUACCCCACGGAUUCACGUCUAUGUGUGAUGUCACACUUGCUUUAUUAUAUCAAGACCACCAGAAGCCUAAGAGGUGUGGAAUCAGCAUUGUUUAUUAGCCACAAAAAACCCCAUAAGAAAGUGUCGGUUCAGACCAAUUCAAGGUGGCUGAAGCAGGUUCUGCUUUAUGCAGGUAUUGACACUGACAAUUUGAAAUCUCCUUCCACCAGGGCGGCAUCAAUGUCAGCGGCCAGGCCAAUGGACGUCCCCAUCGACUAUAUCCUCGCGGCCGCAGAAUGGUCAAGUUUUGAAUUCAGGGCUCAGACAGCAGAUCCAGCUGGAGGUGUGAAGAGUGACUGGGUGCAUCCAACAGUGACCAGAGCGGAGCCCAAGAUGCUGAGACUCUGUUUAACUCUCUCUGUCCUCCUGGGGCUGCAGGUUGCAGGAACAGGAGCAGAUCACAGUGUGGGGGAAGCGUGCAAGAAUAGCAUUUGUUUACCACUCAAAAAAUUAAUUAAAUAUGAUACCUAUGAAGAACUUUACCUCCCAGAACUGCGAUGGCUCUCUACAUUUGUUAAAGGUGCAGAUCUGAACACUGCAAUAGAUAUCGCCAUCUCUAGAUUUUUCAAAUAUUCCCGUUUCAAUAAUUCUGCAGAUACGGUAGUUCCCCUCAGUAUUCCUUGGUCAGUUUAUGUCCCUUUAACAUUUGAGAUUCCAACAUCAGGAUUCUUGGUUUCCAUUUCACUGCCUGCUGGGAUCGUGGAUCCACCUGCUCCAAAUGAUCCAUCGGUUCAGCUCCUCCAAUCUCCUGAAGUACAAUCUUAUGUCAGGACUUUUACGGAGAAAACUGAAGACUAUGAUCAACUCAUCGAUGAAUUCAAAAGGGACUUGGAAAAGGACAAUCGUUCCUUUAACAACACUGGUGUCUACAUCAAUUGGUACAAUAUAAAUGGACUAAUGCAAAUUGUAAUUAAAAAGUAAUGUAACAGAAUAUCUCAAUUAGAGGAUCUGUUACAUUUACAGAUUACAAACAGUGAGAUGUGCUAAAGUAUUUACCUAACUUUAACAAGGUUCUCCCACCAACAACAAUAACAUGUAUUUCUGUGGCAUUUUAAUACUGAGACUGCAAAGAGUUUGAAUGUAAACCAUCUGCAAAAUAGCAAGCCCUGUUCCUAACCAUUUCUCCUGUUGACAGCUGCUCUUGGGAAAUUAAUAAGCUGUUGUCUUCUGUGUUUGCGUGUCUUUUGCUUUUCGAACUGCUGGGAAUGUAUUUUCACUGUGAAAUAAAGAGGGUGAUGCAUCAC